AUCCACAGCCGAGUGAUUAAUCGAGGUGCUGCAUGGGAUGUAGGGGAGGAAAUCUGCGACGAGUUCUGUUUUCACACUGCCAAGAAACUUCACUUACCAAGGUGAAGACUCCUGCAACAUGGAGGCCUUUUAUGAUCAGCAGGUUCCCUUUGUGGUCCCUGAGAGUAAAUGUCACACACAGGAAGCAGCGAAGUGUCUCAGCGAUAGGAAGAGGAAGUUCAUGGACACCGAGCUGGCUCAGGACACAGAAGAGCUAUUCCAAGACCUGAUUCAGCUCCAAGAAAUAUGGAUCGCUGAAGCUCAAGCUACCGAUGACGAGCAGUUUGUCCCGGAUUUCCAGUCCAAUAACUUGAUGCUUCAUGGACUGGCCGCCAGCAAAGUGAAGCGUGAACCCAGUUCGUCCAAAGACUUCUCUCCCUGCAGAACGCCUCAGGCUGACAUGUGCCUUUACAGCUACAGUGCCUGUGAGCCCGCUCCGACUCCAUCCUCCACACCUGCAGUACAACAACGUGGCUCCAUCCACCCUACUGGACCUCCACCUUUACAGAGGCAGUUACAGCCAUCUACCCCUCAGCUGACCAACAACUGCUCCCCAAACCACACUCCUGCCCUCAGCCCCUCCCACCUCCGCAACCUUCCACAGGCCAAUCAAAGCCAGCAGUUUGCUAUGCCACAUCCUCCCAUCGGCUCUUCCAGUGUGUCGUUCAACGCAGAACAAAGGUUCCAGCGGCAGUUGUCGGAUCCCUGCCUGUCUUUCCUUCCUCCAAAGAAGACCGCAAACACGCCGUACCACCCCGCCAUCCGUGACGGGAGGCCAAUGUAUCAGCGCCACCUUUCAGAGCCUCUAGUUCCCCACGCUCCCCGGGGUUUUAAACAAGAACUGGUGGACCCGAGAUAUCCAGAGCCAGGGCCUCCUACGUCAGGUCUGGCACGUCCUCAGACUGCCUUCAACCAUGUCACAAUUAAACAAGAGCCAAGGGACUUUGGCUAUGACUCAGAGGUUCAAACAUGCCAGUCAUCAUCCUUUGAGAAGUCUGCUUUGUACCAAAAUAACAGUGCAGGAUUUGGUCCAGACAGAGAGCAGUGUCUGUACUAUGAUGACACCUGUGUUGUGCCAGAAAGGCUGGAAGGUAAGACACGGACUUCCAAAACAUCCCUAUUAACACUUAGUGUGGCCGGUGAGCGGUACGUCUACAAGUUCGUGUGCAACCCCGAGGCACUUUUCUCCAUGGCUUUCCCAGACAAUCAGAGGCCAAGUCUCAAGCCUGACCCGGAUGCUGUCCUACCUCCCAGCGAGGACGAAGGCUCCCACCUCCCCAGCUAUGAAGAUGACGGGCCUUAUCUGGCUGAAGGAGUGGAGCAGUGCAUCCAAAGACUGGGCCUCCCUGACGGCUACCCGUACUAGACUCCACAGCCUGGCAGCUGAAGUUAUUUUUAACACGAUGUAACCUAUAUUUACGGAGCAGUGUUUGAGAAUUUUUAGUAUGUACCUACGUUAUGUCACAAAGACGCAGCAUUUGAAGAAGUUAAUUUUUAUUUAGCCAGAAAGCUAACAAAAAAUAACUGAGAUGUUUAAACUCAGAAAAUGAAAAAAAAAAAACUCAUCGUAGUUCUGAUUUGGUUUCACGGAUUAUAAUAUUCUAAAAAUACCUGGAAUUUUAAGAUUAGUUUACAUUUGAGCAGUCAAUAAGAUUACAACAUGUAUCUAGAAGGAGGCUUUACCUUACGUGGGAGACUUGUGAUGGGUAAACUGGUAUUGAGUCAGGUUUGUUGGGUGGGAUAGGCAGUUGUAGCAAAAUGAGGCUGGUUAAAUUACAAUGACAGUUUUUUAUUUUUUAUUUUUUGUAAAAACUGCAUCGUUCCUGAAAUAUUCCAGCUUUUUCUUGUAAAAUUGUGAUGCUCAAUAUUUUUUUCCAAAUUUUUUUUCUUUUUUUUCCUUCAAAAUGCUCCAUUUUUAUCUUUAAAAUUUAUUUUUGUUAGUGACAGUGGUCUUGAUGCCAGUUGUAUUUUUUUUGUAGCAUGGCCAUCUCUGUAGUCCUCUUGCUUGUGAACUCUGGGAUUUGUAUUACAACCAAAGUAUCUCAAAGCCAUGGCAUUCCUUUACUGUUUCUGUUUUAAACUGCUUGAAAGGGACUGACUUGUAUUUUCAGACCUAUAAAUUCUCCUAUAAACAUCAGUUUGAAAUGUUUUGUGUACCUCUUCUUGUUUUCAAAGCUGAUAUUUUUUGGCUUUCUAUGGACUCGUAAGUUUUUCCUAUUGCUGUUUUUGACAAAGGUACUGCUUCUAUUUUUGAUUCAGUGAUACUCUGAUACGAAUAAUAAGCAUGGACUUUCUUAUGAAUGCGCCAGCAGUUCAUGUCCUCGGAUAGUUUUCUGCAUUUUGUAGAGUUUAUUUGCUUCGACAUGUAGAAAAAGUGUAUAAUUAUAUAUGGAUAUAUUUUUGCAAAAGGCUGCGAUUUUUCCUGCUGAAGUAUUUCUUCGGCCUUCCAAGGAUUUACCCAUGAACUCCUGCAGCUAGAUGGUGGAUGUAAAGGUAUAUUUUGCUAUCUGAUCACAUGGUUGUAUAACAUACCGACACUGGUCUCUCUUCUGCCCUUGGAUUCUGUUAUUCGUGCCUUCUGUUGAUCUUUACUGAUAAAAUAAACUAUUUUACUCUUUU
Messenger RNA from Neolamprologus brichardi, 2658 nucleotides. The record is from RefSeq and is a predicted model, not a curated record. NCBI's taxonomy places the organism in Eukaryota, Metazoa, Chordata, Actinopteri, Cichliformes, Cichlidae.